Mixia osmundae IAM 14324 is the source of this 801-nucleotide messenger RNA. RefSeq lists its product as uncharacterized. NCBI's taxonomy places the organism in Eukaryota, Fungi, Basidiomycota, Mixiomycetes, Mixiales, Mixiaceae. The record is from RefSeq and is a predicted model, not a curated record. Bases 418 to 801 code for a protein of 127 amino acids. The transcript is spliced from 3 exons.
GGCCCAGGUAUGGCUUGGAUGUCUGCUUUGCGAGCUCGCUCCUUAUCGUAUUCGUGUGCCCAAUCGAUGGUACUAAAGUUGGAGUAGGCAACCCGAUUGCGUUCGUCGAGAUAUUCGUACUCUUCCUCGGACGCAUCUUCAUCCCAUUCGUCCGUGAGGGUCCGCGCGCCGACGAAGCGCCGACCACUCAGCCGACCGCUUCGAGCCGACUCUGGCGAGGCCAUGCCUCAUCUGCGAUGGACACUCUCCGUCUGUGUAGAGCGACGGCGGCUUGCGAGCUUGCGCGGUCAAGCGCUCGACGCUCGCUCGCGCUCUAGUAAUUAUCACGCUAUGGCUGCUGCAUUAGCACCAUGGCGGCCAGCUCAGGCGCCAUAGACGAAACCGAAAGGCAAUACGAAGAAGGGCAGAAAGCAUGACAUGAUCAGGACUAUUCGAGACUGUCGAUCGAGCUCACGCAGGAGAACUUCGAUUGGAAGAGGUGAUGAUGAGGACGAUGAGGAAGGCGCCGGGGGUCUCAGGGCGGCCAUCUCAAAAUCAAAGCAAUCCGUCGAGCCUGCUCUUAAGGAGAAGGAUAAGAAGAAGAAAGGCAGGAAGGUAGCUGCUGCAGAAGACGAGGAAUCUUAUGGACCAGAGAACCUCAUCGUUCAGGAAUUUGAGCCUACAAAGUCACGAGGCAAGGAGAGCAAAGGCAGCACGAACGCUUGCUUCAGCAGGAUUUUGCGCGUAUCGUCGUUGCAAAUGGCAUGCCGAGCUCAUCUGCUCCUGUCACGCUGCCCGCACCGCGAGCAAGACGACUUGUAA